Molecule: messenger RNA, 2837 nt
Organism: Zophobas morio
Lineage: Eukaryota; Metazoa; Arthropoda; Insecta; Coleoptera; Tenebrionidae
Gene: sra
Product: sarah
Exons: 2
Coding region: 221-889 (222 amino acids)
Biological process (GO): calcium-mediated signaling
Cellular component (GO): cytoplasm; nucleus
Molecular function (GO): nucleic acid binding; calcium-dependent protein serine/threonine phosphatase regulator activity
Source: RefSeq, a predicted model, not a curated record
UUGGCAUAUGCACUUGCAGAUUGUUAGUUCUGUUUUUUGUACUUUGAAAUUUUAAUGUUUUUGUAGUAAAAUCCAUCACAACCGAAAUUGGUUUUGUAGUAUUUUUUGUAACAGUGUGCGCACUCCAUGAGCAUCAAAAACCAUUAAGUUCGCGUGUGUCUUUUAGCUCCGCAAAUUUUCCACCCUUAAUUUAUUUUUGUGUAUAUCUACAAACCGUAAAAUGGCUGAAAGUAAUGGUGAAAUGACCGAAGACGAUAUAAUCAUCAAUGAUCAGGAUGGUCUCCCAAACGUACACCCAAAUCUUCUCGCCGAAGCCGAUAUGGACAGUCCGGAACAUGUGACGGACGACGAAUUCGAAGAUUUGCCGACUUCUUUGAUCGUCACCAACAUCCACGACAGCGUAUUUACAAUACCCGACCGAAAACGUGAAAUGGAAAACCUCUUUCGGAACUAUGACCCGGAAGUCACGUUCCAGUGGCUUCGCAGUUUUAGAAGACUGAGAGUCAACUUCCAGACAGCGGUGGCUGCGGCCAGCGCCCGCAUCCAGCUUCACCAGUAUAAAAUCAACGAUUCGGUAAUCACCUGUUAUUUUGCUCAACCCGUUACACCUGUCAAGAACAGCAGUCUGCAACCACCAGCGCCCUUCAAGCAGUUCCUAAUUUCCCCACCUGCUUCACCCCCACUCGACUGGGAACCCCGGCCUGAAGGUGAGCCUAUAAUCAACCAUGAUCUUCUCGCAGCGUUGGCCACUCUAACUCCCGGUGCAUCACACGAGUUGCACCCUCCGUCUCCAGGGCAGCCCAGCAUUGUCGUUCAUACUGCCCUUGGAGCAAAUAAUGCCGGAUCUAAGCCUAGAUUUGCACACACUGCUUGCCCGGAACGGAGUUAAUUCUUGUUCUGGGGUGUAUAUAAUGAAUAAGAUAUCCUUGGAGGUUUUGAUGAUUGUUUAACCAAAUGAAACGAUUUGGAAUAUUUUUUUAAGACGUCUGAACUUCAGAGCCUCUGACAGUCAAUUUCUCUUUCUCUCUCAGUGUAGAUCUGUCUCAUUUAUCAGAAUAUCACAAGUUCUCUUUGUGUAACUGAAUGUUGAAUCGCUAUGAAAGUUGUUGAUAUGUUGGUUGUAAUAAUGUAUAAUUAAACUCAAUGUGAUAAUAAAAGUGUUGCUAAACUAAACAUUUCCUAAAGUACUCUAAUAACAAUUUGAUUUCUCUCUUUAGCGUCAAUUGGAUUUAUCCACAUUAAAACCUCUGAGAUCAGAAUGUUGUGAUAUCUGGUUGUUGAAAACAGUGUUUUUUUAUUUAUUUCGCUAGAAGAGAGUACAUAUUUUUAAAUGGUUUAUUUUAACACUUGAUUCUUAAGCAGAGUUCAAAAAUUGCAAAACUAUUAAAAUCGUUGCGUAUAAAAAAUGACUGAUGUUUGUGACAACUUUUAGUUCUUUAUUAUGACUAUAGUUGAUAGAACUUGUGUAUAAUCCAUUAGUUUCGAUUUAUUGAUUUCAUUAUUCUUGUAAUGACACCACUUUUCACGAAAACACAAAAGUUUAACACCAAGUCGAUUUUCAUUGAAAGCUUGGGCUUUUCAAGAUAGUGGAUAGUUUGGCUUAGAAUUGUGGCAUAGAAUGCAAGUCAGAUUCCAAAAUAUUUCGCAAGCUUAUCAUAUGUUUGUAUUCAAAUAUACAGAUAUAUGCUCUUAAGAUACAGAGAGAUGUUAAAAUUUUGUGUUCAACAUACAUCUAACAUGAAUUCGCCAACAGGUGGGUUCGCAAGUGAAAAUUUCACGUUUAGCUUACUGUCUAAUAGAAGUGAUCAUAUUUUGUAUAAAAUUUUUUAUGUGUACAACGUUUUCAUUCAAGCUUUUUGUAAAUUUACGAAUAUCAAUAACAUCCAACAUCAUGGCAUUCUUCAUUAGAAUUUAGUCAAUAAGAAUGUAAUGGUAAAUAUGAUCAUCUAGUGUACUCAGUUAGACUUUAGACUCACUGUUGCAAAACUCCAGAACUUCCUUCUUUUAAUAUGACAACGAAUUUACUUUUUAGUUUUGUGCUAGUCUUAAUCUGUGAUUUCUUCUUUCACCAUAAAAUACGAGGUUAUUUUAGGUUAAUUAUAAGUAUUUAUGAAUUUCUUAUUCAGUUUUAGUUCUAAGUAAUUGGAUUUUUUACUUUCUUUCUGUAUUUUCGAACAUAGGCAAGUGGAAUUAAAGAUGUUUGUGUGGUAAAUGACAGUUGACUUCAUUUUUAAAAACUUACAUAUUAGGUGAAUUUAAGUUCAGCCAUCAGGAACUAAAAGAGUUCAGUAAAAUUUUCUUAUUUCUCUAAUGUAACAAAAAGUGGCAAAUACCGUAAUCAAAUGUUUAAAAUUAUUUCAUAUUACCGUCCCCAACACACGUAGAACCGUUGAUACGUAAGUUUUUUAUUGAAAGUGGUAAGUUUAGUAUUAUUAUGUACAUUGUUUAUAUAUAUAAUUUCAUUUAAAUGUUCAAAGGAUAAAGAAAGAAAGGAAUAAUAACAAUAUGUAAAAGGUACUAUGUACAGAGACCUAACCUAUUUUGUCUAGUUGAUACUUUGUUAGAUGUUUGCUCUUACAUGACUUUCUCGAAUUGUACACUCUGUACAAUUACCUUGAGCUUAAAUCCCCAAUAACAGUAAGGUAACAGAAGUAAUGUUAAUUUAUUCGUAGAUCAUUUGUGCUUACUUGUUGCGAUUUGAGCGCUUACCACAGAACAAUAGGUGAAUCGUUCACGUGUAAUUUGUAAAAGGAACAUUUUGAUUAUUUUGAUGAUACGAUAUACAUACAAAAGACGUUACAACAUGUAUCUAUGUGUAAAUAAAGUUAUUCGUUGAA